UCCGUGAGAGAAAUCAACAGGGAAGAGGUUCCUGGAUUGGCAGCAUUUCCUCAUGAAGAGAAGGCUUCACCUUCUCUUUGUUUUAUUUUAUUCUGAACUUGCCGCUGGUAACGUAGCCUAUUAGAUGUGAUUACAGAGGAAAGUCUUCAAAGCUGUUAGUGUUAAACUGCAUCAGAGAAAUGACCAGUGAACUACAGAGACAGGACUCAACGGUGUAUAACUAUAUAAUGUUAGGGAAUGGUAACCCUGGUGACCAGCAGUCACUGAGGUCACGACGGGUUUCAUCUCGAGCGUCCAAUCAGAACUAUCCUCAGUUCAGCUGGAGCCCGAGGCCUUCAAGUGAGGAUGGAGAGGGCAACAGUGGAAAGCCCAAGGACCUCAGGGGCAUCCCUCUGCCCAUGGCAUUGAAAAGAGCUGUGCGGCAGGUGCAGCAAAUGCAGGUGCCAGUGGUUUCCAGGAGGGAGUCCUGGAAACGGAACAAGGCCAAAUCUCUGCGUAAGAUCAAAGACAAUGCCAGUGGAUUUCUCAACUUUUUCGCACUGUGGAGCAAAUCCUUGCAAAAGAUCGGAGGGAACUUCGGAGGUGGCGUCCAGUCUUACUUCCUGUUCCUGCGAUUCUUGGUGGUGCUCAAUUUUGUUUCCUUUUUACUGAUUGCUGGAUUUGUCCUCAUCCCCAGCAUCGUCUUCAGAUCUGUUGGGCUCAGUCUUGUUAACAACACUGGUCCAGAGGAAUGCAUGGCUUAUGAUCCUAAUCCUCAAGGCUUGGUGGCGUUCUAUAAGUACUUCCUUGACUUACUUUCGGGGACGGGUUUUAUGGAGUAUUCAUACAUGUUUUAUGGCUACUACAACAACACAAUGAUGGAGGAAAGUAACUUCUCCUACAACAUCCCCCUGGCCUACCUCUUCACUGCUGUCUUCUACUUCGCCUUUUGUCUCGUUUGUAUCAUAGCACGCAUGGGGACUGCAGCUCGAGUUGCUGUGGCAACGGGAGGCAGCGCCGUGGGCAACUACAGCAUGAUAGUGUUCACCAGCUGGGACUAUGGAUGCCUGGGAGACCACGCUACCAAACUGAAGCAGAAAAACAUCCACUACCGGCUGCAGGUGGAUCUGGAGGAGGAGACCAUAAAGAAAAGGGCAGCUUCUCUGACUUUGGGUCAAAAAAUAGUUUUAUACUCUCUACGUGUUUUUAUGUGUUUUGUUGCAUUUGGGCUCAUUAUUGCGGCCUUCUACGGGAUCUCCGCGGCCACCGACUUCAGCCAGAAAAAGAGUGAUGAGCAAGGGAUCCUCGGUUUGAUUUUUGAGUAUCUACCUUCAAUUGUCAUCACCGCUGGAAACUUCCUGGUGCCACUGCUGUGUGACCAGAUCGCCUUGAUAGAACGAUAUGCCCCCAGCACUACUGUUAUAGUGGCACUAUUAAGGGCAGUGUUCCUUCGUCUGGUGAGUCUGGGUGUUCUCCUCUUCACCCUGUGGAGACAGAUCACGUGCGAGGGUAACACAGACAGUGAUAACUGUACGCUGUGCCAUUACAACUAUAAGAUCUACCCGUGCUGGGAAACACGUAUAGGACAGGAGAUGUACAAACUGACACUGUUUGACCUCCUCAUCAACAUAGCUGUGCUUGUCCUGGUGGAGUUCCCGCGCAGGAUGGUGGUGGACAACUGGUCCAGUAAGCUGGCCCAGUGGGUGGGUCGGCAGGAGUUCGUAGUUCCCUACAACGUGCUUGGACUGGUAUAUGGUCAGACUGUGGUUUGGACAGGAGCUCUUUUUUGCCCUCUGCUGCCACUCAUCAACUCCAUCAAGUUUGUCAUCCUCUUCUACUGCAAGAGGAUCACACUCUUAUAUAAUUGUCGGCCAGCAAUGAAGACGUUUCGCUCCACCACCUCCACCUUCUUUUUCCUGGUGGUACUCCUGUUUGGCUGGAGUCUGGCCACAGUUGUCAUGAUUUACAGUCUUUCUGAGAUCCAUCCUUCUAUGAGUUGCGGCCCUUUCCGUUUCUUCCCCAACAUGUGGUCGAUUGUUCCAACCUCUUUCUACAGCCUCUCUAAAAUUACACAAGAUUUUCUCUUCUUCAUUGGUUCCCAGGCCUUCUCCAUCCCUCUGUUUGUGUUAUUUUGCGUGGUGAUGUGUUAUUUCAUAGCCUUAGCGUCUGUCUAUGGGAAAAGUGUUGCCCUGCUAAGAGUUCAGCUUAAACUGGAGAGCCGUGACAAGCAGUUCUUGGUCAAGCAGAUCGAGGAGCUGAGUCGACAACUUCAGAUACCAAAACACACCGCAGGAGCACAAGACUGAACAUGGCAUAGCGACAUUGUUAAGUUUUUACGACCUUCUAAACACUAAACAACAUGAUGAGGCAUCUGAAAGGACUGUAUGUGUAUAAAGCCAGUUUCAUAAUGCUGCUUACAGUUUAGCAGACAAUCCUGCAACAUGAUUAUUGAAUUAUAUAUGUUGUGGUUUUUGACAGAUCAGAUAGAUAUGUUUUCUAGGAAAAUUAAAACUUGUUUGUUAUUAAUAUACCCAAGUUAGUGGUAUAUGUUUAAUUACAUAAAUGCCAAGCAAAGAGUGCCUUUGUUCUAAAUGCAACGUUUCACCACCUUUGUCUGUCCAUGAAAAUAGAGUUGUAUGUCUUUGUUUUCCUUUUACAUAAUAAAAUGAGAGGUAGUAGCCCCCUCUAGUGUCAAACGUG
Messenger RNA from Micropterus salmoides (largemouth bass), 2679 nucleotides. RefSeq names its product transmembrane channel-like 4 (gene tmc4). The coding region runs from base 180 to 2285 and encodes 701 amino acids. The record is from RefSeq and is a predicted model, not a curated record. Lineage: Eukaryota; Metazoa; Chordata; Actinopteri; Centrarchiformes; Centrarchidae. The transcript is spliced from 16 exons. Gene Ontology annotation, molecular function: mechanosensitive monoatomic ion channel activity. Gene Ontology annotation, cellular component: plasma membrane.